CCCAAUUCCUCACCACCAUCUCUUCUUCUCUCUUUAAAUCCAUGAAGUCGUGUUAACUAAACAUUCUGAACUGUUGAAGAAGCUGUCUGCUUCUAAGAGAGGCCAAAAACUGUAGCUUUCUGCUUGGACUCUCUCUCGACAAGUCUGGGUGCUUUGGAUUCUAUCUCUCGGAGCAACUUUGUAUUACGUAUUGAGGUCUCUGGGGAUCCAAAUUCAGAUCUUGGUCUGUAAAAAGCUCAUCUUGGACCGCUCUGCCUCCAAAAUCCAUUUCCUUCUCAAAGCUCUCGCCUUUGGACUCCACCCAAAUUCGAUCCUUACGAAGAAGCUCAUCGGCACCGGUUCUCGUGGUUUACUGAAACGGAUGGCUCCUUUUCGAGCCUUGGUGGGGGUGGCAGCCCUACUGCCUCUGCUGCUGCAAUGCAGCGUGGCGGUGACGGAAGUGUCGUGCUCCGACAUAGUGCCGAUGAAGUGGCGAAGGGAGGUGAUAUCGAUCACCGACUUCGGAGCGGUGGGCGACGGGAGGACGCUCAACACUUGGCCCUUCAAGAAGGCCAUAUACAGAAUCCAGCACCUUCGGAGCAGGGGAGGAACCCUUCUCUACAUCCCUCCCGGUGUUUGGCUCACAGGGAGCUUCAGCCUAACCAGCCACAUGACCCUUUACCUGGCCCGAGGAGCUGUAAUCAAGGCCACCCAGGAUACAUGGAACUGGCCUCUGGUAGACCCUUUACCAUCAUAUGGAAGAGGGAGAGAGUUGCCCGGCAGGAGAUACGUGAGCUUCAUUCAAGGAGAUGGAAUCAGCGACGUAAUAAUUACAGGUGAGAAUGGGACGAUUGAUGGUCAAGGUGAUGUGUGGUGGAACAUGUGGAGACAAAGAUCUCUCCAUUUCACCAGACCAAAUCUCUUGGAGUUCAAGAACUCCAGAGAUGUUAUCAUCUCCAAUGUGGUCUUUCAAAACUCUCCAUUUUGGAAUAUCCACCCUGUAUAUUGCAGCAAUGUGGUGAUAAAGUAUGUGACAGUGUUGGCUCCGUAUGACUCUCCUAACACUGAUGGAAUAGAUCCAGAUUCCAGCUCAAAUGUCUGCAUCGAGGAUGCUCAUAUUGCAACCGGAGAUGAUUUGGUGGCCAUAAAGAGCGGGUGGGAUGAGUAUGGAAUCGCUUAUGGCCGUCCCAGUUCUGGCAUCACGAUCCGAAGGCUCCAAGGAUCUUCACCGUUUUCUGGGAUCGCCAUCGGAAGUGAAACCUCAGGCGGGGUGGAGAACGUCUUGGUGGAGAACAUCAACCUCUACAACACCGGAUUCGGCAUCCACAUCAAGACCAACGCAGGCAGGGGAGGGUACAUAAGAAACGUGACAGUCGUCAAUGUGAGCAUGAACAAGGUCCGCAAGGGGAUCAGAAUUGCAGGGGAUGUUGGUGACCAUCCCGACGAGUACUUCAAUCGAUACGCGAUGCCGACGGUGGACGGUGUGACGAUCAAGAACGUGUGGGGCGUCGACAUCCAGCAGCCUGGAUCGAUAGAAGGCAUCAGGAGCUCGCCCUUUACUCGAAUAUGCCUGUCCAAUGUCAAGCUCUGGGGUGCUUUGAUGCAUUACGAGCAGCCAUGGAAGUGCAUGGACGUUAGCGGAGCUGCUCUCGGGGUCCAGCCAUGGCCGUGCUCACAGCUCACCGGCACCUUUAGCGCAGGGUUUUGCUCGAGUGCUUUCUAAAGCUUGUCCAUUCUUUCGGCUGUCUGCCAUUCGAGGAGCUGCUUCCGAGCUUGGAUUUGGGUCAGCUCAACAGGGUGAUGUUAUGCCCUCUUACCACUGCUGCGUUUGUAGUCGAUUUCACGUGAUCAAUGUGUAUUAACUAACUACUCAUGCAAAUCUUGCAUUCGGCAAGGCUA
Musa acuminata subsp. malaccensis (wild Malaysian banana) is the source of this 1878-nucleotide messenger RNA. RefSeq names its product probable polygalacturonase. Lineage: Eukaryota; Viridiplantae; Streptophyta; Magnoliopsida; Zingiberales; Musaceae. Gene Ontology annotation, biological process: carbohydrate metabolic process. Gene Ontology annotation, molecular function: polygalacturonase activity. The record is from RefSeq and is a predicted model, not a curated record.